UGCUUCCGCCUUAAAUAAUAUUUUGACACUGUUGAGCCGAUAAACUGUUUCCUUGUUUGAUUUGUAACACAACAGCUUGUAGACUUACAAUGACAUAGACUGACAUAUAUUCCUUUGAAAUGAAGGAAACUUAGUCAAGUUCAGGUACAGGGAACGAUGUCUUUCAUAAAAGAAGUUCUGAAAGCUAUAGUCAUUCAACCUCUUUCAGUUGGGAACACUAGACAAUCAGGUGAUAAGACGGUAACAGAUGGAAAUGUGUCGUCUGCUGUGCUUUUCGCCUGUUUCCUAGCCAUAAUUUUGGUAAUCAUAGGCGUGUUUGGACCUUUAUCGGUUUCUCACAACGUUUCGAAGAUUUUGUUAUGGUCCCUUACUGUUGGAUUAAUAUUGACAAGUCUGAUUUGCGUUAUCUUCCUUACCUUAAUGAUAUUUCGAAACAAGAGGAACUGGGUGGACCUUCGCUCCGAGAGCUCUGACCUAGCCACCAGGUUAAAGAUAAAGUUCCUGUGGUUGUUCGGCUGUGGAAUGAUACUACAGACCUCUCUCACAGCUGCUAUAAACGUUGACUGUCUUAGUGUUGACAAAAUUCCUAUAUACCAUAGCUUAAGCAUAGUGACAUCACUGUGUAAAAUUGUAUAUGUAGUUUGGCAGAUGGGGUUCAUAACCUAUCUUCAGAACUCCAUAUUUGUCAGCAGAAAGAUGGUGAAUUAUUCAGUAGCUGUGAUGAUAAUCUGUAAUAUAUCGAUAUGGUGUCGACUUGUAUCGGAUGAAAUUACACAUUCACUUAUGAAUGAAACGAACAGCGAUCUAAUUUAUAACAACUCCUUGGAUUCAGCGUGUUAUAUAAAGUCAAAAAUUCACAAAUUCACGUCAAAAAUUCAACCAUAUUUAAUCCCUGUUAGAAUCGAAUACCUGCUUCUAGCCUCGAUAUUUGUGUUUCGAAUGUGGCCAACUUUUCGAGUCUCUGAAUCACAAGGACUAGAAGAACUCAAUAAUACAUUAGAACACAACCAUGAAAGAGAACGUAUGACAUUGAUAGCCGCAGCUAUAUGCGGGGCUGUCACAAACUUGCCCUUUUUCAUUCAAACUCUGCUAAUGGCAACCGUGUAUAAGGGAAACACUGGAAUUCCGUUUCAAAUUUGGCAUUUUAUUGUUUCUGUACAUAAUGUGAUUAAUUUGAUUUUGAUUUUCGUCUGCUUUCACCUUCUCCGAAGAACAGCUAAGGUCAAAACAAACGUUUGGCGCCCCGGUGCAUCUGAGUAUAUCUUGCUUUUGACCAAUACAGGACAGGCCGCUGAUGAUACCUUCGGAAUAAUUGCAGCCAGUGGAUGCUAUUGUUCUAAAAACGCAGCAGUACAAGUUGCUGAAGUUUCAUCUCUGCUACAAUCCUUUUUCCAGACAAUUUUCAUUUUAGAUUCAGCACGUUAUGAACAAGAGAUAGUCAGUUUUCCAUCCAGGAUUCUACGUUUUACUUUGAUUUAUUUGUUCAUUUCAAAUCUCAGUUUUUGGUUCACAGCAACAUUCAUUGGGCUGGAUGGCCAAGUUAUUUCUGAGGGUCAAAGUGUAAUGUUCAAAGACAAAGCAACUUGGGGUGUUCUGCAGACCAUAGUUUAUCCAUUGUUUAUGUUCUUUAGAUUCCACUCAGCUAUGUAUUUUUACAGUCUUUUUCAUAGAUUUUCCUAAAAAUAACAUAUUUUUUGCUGUUAAAUAUAUCAAAGUCAAUGUGUAAUGCUGUUUUUUUUCUGAUCAACAUGUGUUUGAGGAUAUUGAAUAGUUUGUUGCAAUGUGUUUUCUUUUCCGUUCUGUUCUUCAGAACCACAGGAACAGUUUCAAAUUAAAUGAUAUAUUGUCCUAUGGAACUAAAGAUGAAAGAAAAAUUCAAUUUUAGAAUUAAAAAAAUGAUAAAAAUCAAUUAAAAACUAUCUAUUUCAAACACGCCUCCAAAAUGUGGGGGGGAAAAAUAUUAUUGCAGUUACCUCGGUUGUUAACUAAUUCAUUGAAGUCUUUCAAAACGCAUUAACAGAUUUGUUAAAUGAUAUGUUUAAAAAGAAAAUAUUUGGGCAACGUGACAAAUUGUACAUUGCUUUAGUUGAUCCAUUCUUUGACUUGUUAUAUCUAGGUUAUCUAAUUAGUUUGUUUCAACAGAGCAGAAUAGUAUGUACUCUCUCGCUUAUGUAGUAUUAAGGUCAAACGAAACGUUCUUCUAUAUUACGUACAUGUUUCAUCGACGUAUUUCCACUGAAACAAGUUUCCUAAAAAAAAAAAAAUAAGAUACCUUACCAGGCAUUUGCGUAAGAUAUCAGAAGAUGAUGUCUCGUAUAGUAUUCUCUUAGAAAUUGUUUGUAUUGCCAAUGCAACAAUAUGUUGUGUACUUAAUUUUCAAGACACUUUGAAAACCCAUGAUGAAAAAUUCAUGAUGAAGGAUAUGAAUAAUUUUUGUUAUAUUAUAAGGAGAUACAUAAAAAAUUUUGAGGAAUGUCGUUAUAUCUUUAUAAAGUAAGUGUUAUGAUGAUUUUUUUGUUUGUUACAGUGUAAGAACUAAAUAAAAAAAAU
Messenger RNA from Saccostrea cuccullata (small rock oyster), 2550 nucleotides. RefSeq lists its product as uncharacterized. Gene Ontology annotation, cellular component: membrane. The coding region runs from base 157 to 1680 and encodes 507 amino acids. The record is from RefSeq and is a predicted model, not a curated record. The transcript is spliced from 2 exons. Lineage: Eukaryota; Metazoa; Mollusca; Bivalvia; Ostreida; Ostreidae. Gene Ontology annotation, biological process: proton transmembrane transport. Gene Ontology annotation, molecular function: proton channel activity.